AUUUUAAUUAUCAGGCAUAAGGAAAAAUGGGUCAUGUAAAAUGUAGUGAGUUUGGAAAGACUAAAAAUGGUCAAGUCGUAAAUUUGUAUGAAUUAAAAUCCAAUCAUGUUGAGUUGGGCCUGAUCAACUAUGGGGCUACUAUUGCUUAUCUGAAGGUUCCAGACAGGUUUGGAAAAAGGGAUGACAUAGUCACUGGAUUCGAUAAUUUAGAGGAUUAUCUUUCGUGCAAAAACUAUUUUGGAUGCGUAGUAGGACGCGUGGCAAACAGAAUAGGUGAAGGAAAAUUCCACCUCAAUGGCCAAGAAUGGGUUGUGGAUGUUAAUAAUGGUCCAAACUGUAACCAUGGGGGCUCAGCGGGAUUCGAUACAAAAGUAUGGGAGUGUACAUCAGCAGAAAAUAACUCUGUUACCUUCAGGCUCGAAAGUCCUCAUGGUGACAUGGGGUUUCCUGGAGAUGUGGUUGUCACUGUAACUUACAUACUUCAUAACAAUGAACUAGAAAUAAAAUACAAAGGAACCUCAAACCAACCAACACCAAUGAAUUUGACCAACCAUGCUAAUUUUAAUCUUGGAGGGCAUAGCAAGUGGGAAAAUUUUUGUGACCAUUUCCUUAAUAUUCCGGCCGAUCAUUAUUUACCAACAGAUGAACAUUGCCUCGUUACAGGUGAUAUGGCACCCAGUGAAAAAACAGAUUUUAAUCUCAAAAACGAACCAAGAAAACUCACUCAAGAUUUUUUGCUUAAUCUUCCUGGUGGUGGAUAUGAUCAUAACUUCUGUUUAACAAGAGACAAAACCAAAAAACUGGCUGCUGUUUUAACCCAUGCUGGGACUAGUCGUGUGCUGAAGGUGUAUACAGACCAACCUGGUAUUCAAGUUUAUACUGGCAACUUUCUCAAUGGAAUGAAAGGAAAACAAGGUGUUAAAUAUACCAAGCAUUCAGCUAUCUGCUUGGAGACUCAGAAUUGGCCUAAUGCAAUAAACAACCCAAAUUUUCCUGAUUCGAUCUGCACCCCAGACACACCAUACAGCCAUAAUGCAUGGUUCGAGUUUGCUACUGGAAGUUGUGACUUAGAGUAGAUAAACCGAUUUUCAAAAUUUACAUAGUUGUAGCGUUUAUUCUGCUACAUAAAUGAAGUACAAUUUUAUUCUUCAAUUUUUAAAUAAAACUUUAUUUUAGUUUGGUUAUUUGCAGUAGCUUGUCUUUUAUUAAUUUUCUAAAAGUUCAAGGGUAUUUUACUUAAAAAUUAAGCACUUUGUUUCUAAAAUCUUCGUCUCCAAAUUUCAAUUGAUAUUAACAAACCGGUUUAUAUUUGCAGAUAGUUGUUAUUUUCAGUGGAAAAUUCAAAAAACUUAUAUCAAUUUUACCUUUCAUUUUAACUGUAAUCAGUUGAGCAUGAUAAAAACAUAACCGAAAUGUUGUUGUAUUAAUUAUUUUGUGUGUACCUCAAAUUGUUAUACCUCAAAAAUUCAGAUGAAUUUGUAAUUGAUUUUAAUAAAUAUAUAGCAAUAAUAAAAAGAAAUGCAUUA
Messenger RNA from Ciona intestinalis (vase tunicate), 1526 nucleotides. The record is from RefSeq and is a predicted model, not a curated record. Lineage: Eukaryota; Metazoa; Chordata; Ascidiacea; Phlebobranchia; Cionidae.